Molecule: messenger RNA, 5374 nt
Organism: Thamnophis elegans (Western terrestrial garter snake)
Lineage: Eukaryota; Metazoa; Chordata; Lepidosauria; Squamata; Natricidae
Gene: ANKS1A
Product: ankyrin repeat and sterile alpha motif domain containing 1A
Exons: 27
Coding region: 84-3701 (1205 amino acids)
Cellular component (GO): cytosol
Molecular function (GO): protein binding
Source: RefSeq, a predicted model, not a curated record
CGCGCCGGCCGGGUUGAGGCAGCGGCGGUAGCCGAGGAGGACUAGUAAAGACCGGGGGCUGGUUUCCCGGCCCGCGUCGGGCCAUGGGGAAAGAGCAGGAGCUUCUAGAGGCCGCCCGCACGGGGAACCUGCCCGCCGUGGAGAAGCUGCUUUCGGGCAAGCGGCUUAGCUCGGGCUUCGGCUCGGGGGGCGGCUCGGCGUCUUCGGGGGGCGGCGGCGGAGGCGGCGGGGGGCACCCGCUUUCUAGCCUUCUCAGUAUCUGGAGAGGACCAAAUGUGAACUGUGUUGACAGUACUGGAUACACUCCAUUGCAUCAUGCUGCUUUGAAUGGCCACAAGGAUGUUGUGGAAGUUCUGUUGAGAAAUGAUGCAUUAACGAAUGUGGCUGACUGCAAAGGCUGUUAUCCUCUCCAUUUGGCAGCUUGGAAGGGAGAUGCUGAAAUAGUGAAACUGCUAAUACACCAGGGACCCUCCCACACUAAAGUAAAUGAGCAGAAUGCUCUUGAGAUCAAAGAACUCAAAAAGUACGGCCCCUUUGACCCUUAUAUCAAUGCCAAGAAUAACGACAAUGAGACAGCAUUGCACUGUGCAGCUCAGUAUGGCCAUACGGAAGUGGUGAAGGUUCUUCUGGAGGAGUUGACUGAUCCUACUAUGCGCAAUAACAAGUUUGAGACUCCUCUUGAUUUAGCUGCUCUCUAUGGGAGACUAGAGGUUGUGAAGAUGUUGCUUAAUGCUCAUCCCAAUCUAUUAAGUUGCAAUACUAAGAAACACACUCCCUUGCAUCUGGCAGCUAGAAAUGGCCAUAAAGCUGCUGUUCAUGUACUUCUGGAGGCUGGCAUGGAUAACAACUACCAGACAGAAAAAGGCAGUGCUUUGCAUGAAGCUGCUUUGUUUGGCAAAACAGAUGUGGUACAGAUAUUGUUAGCUGCAGGCAUUGAUGUGAAUAUAAAGGAUAACAGAGGCUUUACCGCUUUGGAGAUUGUCAGAGAACUUCCUUCUCAAAAAAGCCAACAAAUAGCAGCUCUGAUUGAAGACUGUACAACAAGAAAGAAUCUUGCAACAGCAGAAGAGAAGUUAUCAUCGCCUUUAACUGCUUCCAUUGAAACUUCUCGGAUACCUCAAGGAAAUGUGGAGAAAGCUGUGACAGACUUGAUAACAGAUGUUGAUAGCAAGCCAGAAGAAUGUCCAUAUGAAGUACUAUACAAUGCAACCUCCUGUCAUUCUUUGGACAGCCUAGCCAGUGGAAGAUCCUCAGAUAGAGAUUCAGUGAACAGAGAAGCGGAGAUGACUGGUAUUAAAGUGACAGCAGUGAGACCUAGAGAGCGUCCACCACCUCCUGCAAAACCUCCCCCUGAUGAAGAAGAGGAACAUGAAGAUAAAAAACAUGAUGCAUCCUCAGUGGGUUUGGUCACCAAAAGAAAAAGUAGAGGGAGCACAGCUGAUGAAGAAGAAGAACAUCCUUAUGAACUCUUGCUAACAGCAGAAACAAAGAAACAUGUUACAGUAGAUAAAAAGACAAAAGGUGAAUCAACUUUAGGUGCUACCUGCAGUGUCCAACAACAGACAUGGUCCCGAAAAGGUCUAUCUUCUCAGGAUGGUCAGUGGCCACUAAAUUGCCAAGCUUCCUCCGAUUUUUCUUCUAGCCAUUCUGAACAAUAUCCAAGUCCUGAAUCUCAGUUGGUUGAGAUGCCAAAAGACCAAAAAAGGUUCAACAGAAGCCACAGCCAAGCAGAUGUCCAAGAUGCCCAGGUACUGGAUCAAUUCUCAGGUCUUCUGCAUGGUUCUUCUCCGGUGUGUGACAUAAAUGAGGACCCUUUGAGACUCAUUUCUGCUGUGGGCAAAGGAAGUACAGAGGGAAUUGCUAUGCAGCUGGAAAACGUUGAGGCUUCUGGAUCGGUACAAUCUAGUACUGCAGACCAAAAUAAAGUGGUCUAUUCAGCCAUACGCCAUAUCCGUGACAAGUUGGAUUCUGGAACUUUGGCACAUCCUCAUUUGCCACAGCACCCCGGUAGUGUUGAGGAUGGAGACAAGAGCAGUGUUUUGGGAAGAGUUCAUCCAGGAAGCAAGUCCAAAGCAGACCUCAAACUUAGCCGUAGCUUAUCAAAAUCGGAUUCUGAUCUUUUGACCACCUCACCAACAGAGGACGAUACUAUGGGAAGCAGAAGUGAAUCCCUCUCCAAUUGUAGCACUGGGAAAAAAAGGCUGGAGAAAUCACCUUCCUUUGCUUCCGAGUGGGAUGAGCAGUUUCAGGAGCAAGUGCCUGAUGACUCCGAAGUUCAGUCUUUCUACAAUAUCGAGAAAAUUAUGAGUUCCAUUGGCGAAGGCAUUGACUUUUCACAGGAGCAGCAAAGAAUGUCAGGUUCACGGAUGCUGGAGCAGAGUGUUGGGGAGUGGCUGGAGUCCAUCGGCUUACAGCAGUACGAAAGUAAACUGCUUCUCAAUGGCUUCGAUGAUGUCCGCUUCCUGGGAUGUAAUGUUAUGGAAGAUCAGGAUCUUCGGGAAAUUGGUAUUAAUGAUCCACAACACCGCAGAAAACUUCUCCAAGCAGCACGUUCCCUUCCUAAGGUGAAAUCUCUAGGCUAUGAUGGAACUCAACCUUCAGUUCCUGCGUGGCUUGAUUCCUUGGGGCUUCAAGAUUAUAUUCAGUCAUUUCUGUCGAGUGGCUAUAGUUCUAUAGACUCAGUGAAAAAUCUCUGGGAGCUAGAAUUAGUAAAUGUACUCAAGGUGAAUCUUCUUGGCCACCGUAAACGUAUUAUAGCCUCUCUGGCAGACAGACCAUAUGAGGAACCCCCACAGAAGCCACCAAGGUUCUCUCAAUUGAGAUGCCAAGAUUUGAUAUCCCAGACAUCUUCACCUCUGAGCCAGAGUGACUCCUGCACAGGGAGGUCUGCAGACCUCCUGCUUCCUUUGGAAGAUGCUGGGAGGAAGAGACAUGAGAACAUCCAUGAUAUUGCAUCUUAUCCAAGAGCAGAGAAGUUUAGGACACAGGAGGAACAUCGUGAAUCAAAGCUUACACUCAGACCUCCUAGUCUGGCAACUCCAUAUGCUCCCGUCCAGCACUGGCAACAUCAGCCAGAGAAACUUAUAUUUGAGUCCUGUGAGUAUGAAGCCAAUUAUCUGGGGUCCAUGUUAAUCAAAGAUCUUCGAGGAACAGAAUCUACACAGGAUGCCUGUGCAAAAAUGAGGAAAUCAACUGAGCAUAUGAAGAAGACCCCAACAAUAAUAUUAUCUAUUACUUAUAAAGGAGUGAAGUUCAUAGAUGCUGCUAACAAGAAUGUAAUUGCUGAACAUGAAAUUCGGAACAUUUCUUGUGCUGCCCAAGACCCUGAAGAUCUCUGUACAUUUGCCUAUAUCACUAAGGACUUGCAGACUAGCCAUCACUACUGUCAUGUCUUCAGUACCGUUGAUGUAAACCUAACAUAUGAAAUCAUUCUGACAUUGGGGCAAGCAUUUGAAGUAGCCUACCAGUUGGCCCUUCAAGCUCAAAAAUCAAAAUCUCCAGCUGUUUUGACCGCAGAAAUGAUAGAAACAAAAUCUUCAAAACCAGUGCCUAAACCUCGAGUCAGCAUGAGAAAGUCAGCACUGGAGCAAUCUGAAGAGGACCAAGACUCCCAGACCCAUGCUGGUGUAUCCUGGGUAGUUGAGCCCAAGCAGGAUUCCAAGAGGACCCUCAGCACUAAGUAUGAGACUAUUAUCUUCUGAAAACAAAUCUACAUCCAACCAGUCUAACUGUGCCUUUGCAGUCUGAUCUGCCUGCUGUUCUAAACCUUCCUUUGCCCCCAUUGCUGGCGCUAGGCAUAGUGCCAUCAGAGGCAGCAGGAUAAGAUUAUCAUAGACUAAGCAGCUUUUUUAUCUGCUUUCUACUGAACACUGUGAAUUCUCCUAAAGAAAACAAGGUUAACACACUGAGAGAGUCAGCUGUUUUUAGAUGUCUUGAGAGAUGGGAGAAAUGAAGCCUGUGGGAGUUCAGUAUAUGGAUUUGGGAAAAUCAACUCGUGUUUUUUAUUUUCUCUUCAUGUUGACACUGUGAAUAUGGAGUGGAUUAAGACUCCAUAGGGCUUUAUUGUUUAGCAUUCUUGUUACUGGAUGGUUCUACAACUUUGUUCUCUUGUGUACAUACUGUUGUAAUCUGGAUGUAUAUCUCCAUACUAAAACAUGGCCACAACUGUUCCAUGUAGCAUUCUUUUACCUGUCAUCUCAAAAUACACUAAUUACUGUGAUAUUGUUUGCAAACCUCUUGCUCACCUGAUUUCUAGCAUGAAUCUUGUUCACACUCUUUACUGUUUCUGGAUACUGGAAUGAAUGGUAUAAUGAAAAAUGCAACUAGGCUCCAUGAUUCCCUCUAUUAAGCACUUUCUUUUUUCUAGGAGUCAGACUUGAUAUAAAUAAUAUUUAAACAGGAAUGUUUCAGCUCUCCAAGUAUUUCUGAUCAGUCUGUGUAGGAUUUACUGUUAGAGCUUUCUGUUCAUGUUAAGCAAUCCACUUACAAAUAACUUAUUAAUCACAUUUCCUGAACUUUAAUUAGAGUGCAUCUUACAAUGAUACACACUAAUUGCUAUAAAUAAGGAUAAGAGGCUAAUAAAGAUCAAGGCAAAUGGUAGGAAAAAUGGAUGCCAUACUUAUGUUGAAUUAAAUACAGUUAACAAUUAGAAGAAAAGAUAUCAAGAUUUUAUACAGAAUAUUUCUAAAUGGGCAGCAUUCCAGACACCGGAGUUUUCAAAAUAUUUGUAAUUCAUCUUUCUCCAGGCAGGCCAGUAAAUAGUAUCUGACUUCUUAUGACUUUUCAAUACAAAUUUCAUUUAGUUUUUUAAGCAAAAGAAUGCAAAGGUAGAUUGAAUUUUAAAUUACUGGCUUUUCACUGAAUGCUUGUCAGCUGAACAGAGAUGAUCUUAGAUUCCAUCUCUCAAAAUAAACUGAAGGAAACUGAUGAGUUCAGAUGAUGUCUGACAUUUGCCUACUGUCCUUCAAAUAAUUUGUUUUCACUAAACACAAGUUUUCCAGUGAUAAUCCAGACACUUCACAUUAUUCAGAGACUGUAGAGUUACUGCGACUAAAUGACCUUAUGUAAAUUACCAUACAUUUCUCACAUCUGGGAUUUAGUCAUUGACAACAGUAUAAACUUCCCUUGGUUGCAUUUUUUAAUGUAUAAAAUCAUUCAAUCCCUAGCUUUCUUUUCAUUAAUAUUGUCCCCAUUUUGUUUGCCUUUUGCCAAGCUGAACUACAGACAUCCACGUUUCUCCAUGGAAAUGUAGUAAAUGAGCAGAGCUCUAAGAAGCAGUGAAAUCCUGGAGGUACGAAGAUCAACACCCGGCUCUGGGUUGUGUCCUUGGCUGCUCAUUAAGGACUUCCAGAGUUGAGUGAAAAGUGUCCCAAGC